ACACUUAACUAACUCUCAAUAAUAGGAUGGUGAUUAUAGAGCACGCCAACUGCCAAACCGUUACAAAUGUGACCGAGGAACAUGCCUUCUUCUCCACCCUCCAGCUUCUUCAGUUCAAUGUCUUCUCCGCGGACAAACAGUACAAAAUUCAGUUCAAACCUGACAUGUUCAGAGUUCCUAAUAAGAAGGGGCUCGAGGUUGUGCUGCAUUUCCUACUUACAAAGUUAGACCCGGAGCGGAGUAAAGAGGAGUUUGUUGGUUGUUGGCCAGCAUAUGACGUUAAAAGAAGUCACCUCUUUAGGAAGAAUGUAUUUAAUUGGCUGACUGAACUAAACAGAGACUAUGUGGAGGGGGUGCAAAUACCUCGGAUCAACAAUUCUACCUUAACAAAGGCAUCAGGAGGUCUAGUAGUUAGCAUGCUGGAGAGGCUGGCAGCAUUAGUACUUUCUACACACAUCACUGGACAACAUAAAGAGCGAUCUAAGGUAGGGCCAGUGUUUUCACCCUCAAAACCUCACCUAAACCUGGCUGCUGCUACCACCCUUCGUCUCGAGAUUGAGGUUCUGAAAAGAAAAGUAGCUGCUCGAGCGGAGGAAACUCAUCUACUGAGGGGCAAGUGGACUCAAUCCGCCAAAAAUGUCUCUGACGAAAUCCAGAAUCUCUCCAAAAAAAAGAAGAAGCUAGAAAUGAAGAAAGAUAGUUUGGAAACAAGGCAAAAAGAUUACAUCACAGCGUUUUCGACCGAUAAGAAGUUCAUCAAGACAUUAUCGAUUGCAGAUGAGGACGCUCUGAGAACGGACGUUCAACAAAAAUCUUUGCAGGUGAAGCAGCACUUGCAUAGGUUAGGAGACGUGUGUAAGAGACGUGUGGCGGAGAGGGCUGUGGUUAACAGCUUGAUUAAUGGUAGCUAUGGUGACAAUGUCUUACAUCAUGACAAAAUCGCUCUUCAGGUUCCCUCAAUAAUAAUACAAGAAUACCAGAAGAAGCUAGCAGAGGGGACUAUAGGAAAUACUUACUGUGGUGGGGACUUGUGUCUUGUAGCUCUCACUAAAAUCAGCUACAUCGGACUGAAAAUGCUCUGCAAAUCUGUUGAAACUGACACGAUCAAGUCUCAAGUACCACAGUCGAUCCUCCAACAACGCCGCACGGAUCUUGCUGAGAAUCUGGGUCUGAUAAAAGAUCUGGGAUCUUGGUUGGAGGACCUAGACUUAGAAACCCGGGGAUUGAGGGCUGACAUGUGGCUUUCUCAGCCGGACUUCUCCCUUUAUCAACAGGAUAUCAGACUCCAAUCACCGAUGCCCGUAUUUUCACUAGCAGGGGGACCGGCUAGAACUGACAACUUCGUACACGUUGCUCCUCUAACUCCAAAGCCUAAACCCCAGAGACCCACAGCUCUAACCCCCUUGUCUCUGAGGAAAUACAAGCAAGUGUCCAGUAGAAUGUCCAACCUGUCGACCAAUGUCGAAGAGAAAACAAGGGAAGAUAUUUCGGAUAUAGAGAACCAAGAAAAUGAUCCCGUAGAAAACAUUAACUUUACGCGACGUGAGAACGUAUGGAGUAAAGAACUCAACGAUUUAUCUCUUUUGGACAUGGAUGCUUCAGCCAAUUUUUCCUUCUUGAACUGACUUGAUAGUUGUGGCGAAUCAAACAUUUUAGCUGUAAUUUUUAUCCAAAACUCAAAUAUUGGACCGUCGCCAGUGUCUCCUUUUUCCAAACAAAAGGAAACGCGGAUAUCAAUUUAAAUUACCGUUACCGUACCCAAACUCAAAAUGAUACCGAGAAUGAGAUCGAUCGCUCGUUUAAGUAUUUAGCACAAAUUUCAUUAAAAAUCUUAACAUGACUAUUUUUGAUUCCUGUCAUCUUUAAAAUUGAAUUGCCAUCAUUUUUAUUUUUGUCGCUCAUCUAUGAUCUAAUUUCGAUUCGUGAGAUAGUUGGAAUUUCCCCUGGGAUUGUGAAUGGUGAUGAUGAUUAAAUCAAUACUUAUACUUACAAUAUAAUACUUAGUAAUAUAUUUUUAUUUCUUUUUACAUUUUUUGGGUUAAAAGUAUAUUGACAAUUUUCUAAUACAAUUAAAUAACUUUUGACCUGUAACGUUUUGUAAAUAUGUUUGUGCAUUAUUGCUUAUUCUUAUUAAUAUAUUAUUGUAUUAGUUUUGGUGAACACCCGAUGUUUGUAAUUUGAAUAGCGUUGCCAUGUUUUUUAACGCCAAAUAUGAAAAGUCGCGUGACUUGUUAUUUAAAUGAAACGAACUUUAUUUGAUGAGUUUUAUAUCAGAA
This is a messenger RNA of Bolinopsis microptera, 2276 nucleotides long. Its product is annotated as HAUS augmin-like complex subunit 6. Lineage: Eukaryota; Metazoa; Ctenophora; Tentaculata; Lobata; Bolinopsidae. The coding region runs from base 27 to 1625 and encodes 532 amino acids. The record is from RefSeq and is a predicted model, not a curated record. Gene Ontology annotation, biological process: spindle assembly. The transcript is spliced from 11 exons. Gene Ontology annotation, cellular component: HAUS complex; mitotic spindle microtubule. Gene Ontology annotation, molecular function: microtubule binding.